AAAAAAGUCAGGGCUGCAUCUGAUGUAGCUAUCCAAGGAAACAGAAAGAAUCUCCCUGUAGAAGGGUGACGGUGUGUCUCCCAGAGAAUGCGCCAUGUUCCUGCUCUGAGGGAUUCCUGGAGGGAAUAGGAUGUGCGCAUUAUAAGUGCUCUCCUUACUCCAGGGUGAGGGCAAGCCUGAGGGAAGUGGAGUUUUCUGGUCACCAGAGGAAUAAGGAAGGUGUUCCUGCUGCACAAGGCACCUCCAAAAAGGAUUAGAGCAUGAGACAGACCCACAAACGAGCUCCCCUCUCGAUGGGUUCUAAAGGUAGCGACGCUACUGGGACCUGUAGCAGGAGAAAGUUGGCUACCAAAACCCAAGUGGUUAGGUGCACCUGUAAGAGUCCUUGGAGGUCAGAAGACCCACCCCGAAUCUGGAUCUUUUGAGGUGGGAAGAUCCACCUUUAAUCUGGGUCACACCUUUCUGUUGGUAGCUGAUAUAAAAGUCAUGGAAGUAGGAAGACCUUGCCCCUGGCCUGCCUGCCCUCCCUCUGUCCCGCAGGUUAUCCGUUCACUGGCUACAGGGCCUCUGCCUUCAGGAUUCCGACAUAUGAUGAAGGCUGGUCAAGACAUCCAGCCUCAUGGACUGGACAACUACAGGAUUCUUGGACUUAGUGCUGGUAGACAGCCAGUGUUGGACCACACACACACACACAUACAUCUGUCAGUUCGUACGUACUGAGCUCUGAGAUGGUGAGACAAACACUUCCUAUAUGUUGGUGGCCAUAGCACCAAAGCAGAAAUGCAGUUAACAGAGGCUGGGGUGAUAAACUAGGGAACUAGUUGGCCUUCCAGUUGGAUCUUGAACCUCUCUCUAUGCUCUCCAUCCCUGGUUCUUGCCUGAAUUAAUACCAAAGUCGCCUCAUCUCACUCCUGCCUCAUUUUAGAGCUCAAUUUCAGUCACUCCUCCAGGGGCUUCUCCAGCCACAAAAUAAAACCUACACUCCUGAUGCCCCCUCCUCCCAUGGCCUGGUGUUCCUGGCCCAUUUCCCAUGCACUCAUGUUCUCUUUCCUGUACUCAGGUGUGCAGGAUAAUUUUUUUUGUCAACACGAGCUAGAGUCAUCUGAAAAGAGGAAAAAAUGCCCCCAUAAGAUUCAGCUGUAGGGCAUUUUGUAAAUUAGUGAUUGAUGGGGGAAGCCCAGUCAUUUGUGCAUGGUGUCAUCCCUGGGCUAGUGGUUUUGGGUUCUACGAGAAAGCAGGCUGGGCAAGCCAUAGGGAGCAAGCCAGUAAGCAGCAUCCCUUCCAUAGCCUCUGCCUUUGGGUUCCGGCCCUGCUUGAGUUCCUGUCCUGACUUCCUUGGAUGAUGAACAGUGCUAUGGAGAUGUAAACCAAAUAAACCCUUUCCUCCCCAACUCAGCGAUCAUGGUGUCUCAUCACAGCAGUAGAAACCGUAGCUAAAGGUAUCAAGUCUUUACGUGGGCCUCUCAAACAACCUGAAACCCCUCUGUCUGAUUCACAGUUAUUCAUCCUUAGGUCUCACCUCGGAUGGAAUUCUUUUCAGGCACGCUCCAGACGCACCAGGGCUGGGUGCCACCUGUGUGUACAACUCAGCCCUGCUAAUCAAGGCAUGACCUUGGCAGAGAGUGGUCCACACCAGAAAUCCCUGCAACCUCCAUUCAGCAGGCCCAGGCGAUUCCGAUGUUCAGAGCUUGCGAGAUUGGUGGGUGACCUCGGGGUCCAGGAGACAUGGACAAGAGUAGACACCAAAAUCUUAUAAUAAAAUAUACAGGAAAAAGUCCUGGAAAUGGCCCAAAGAUUUAUCAGGAGAUAUUUCAACAUUGUAACUAAUACUACACGCUACUUACAAUGUUACAGUUGUUAAAAUUAGAUGAAUCUGAAUAUAUAAGAUACUGUUUAGAAGCAGGCAUGAAACUCAAAUUACAUUGAAAAAGUCAAGUGGCAGAAGAUACACAGAGGGUCAUUGUUUUCCCUGUGAAAACAGGGAAAGCAGACUGGGGAGUAAAGGGCUAAUUCCAGCUUAUAGUUUAUAUAUAGUCCAGUUGCCUGGCAGUGGGUGAUGGCGAUGGCGCAGCCAGCAGUCGGAAGGCGGAGGCAGGCAAUGAGUUUGAGACCAGUCUGGUCUACAGAGUGAGUUCCAGGAUAGCCAGGGCUACACAGAGAAACCCUGUCUUUAAAAGCAAAACCAAACACAGCAACAACAACCCAGUUUCUAGUCCAGCGUGGAGGGAAGUCAGCAGGAGCUGAAACACACAUUGGAGCGAUGCCGAUUAUUGGCUUGCUUCUGUGGUUUGCUCAGAAUGCCUCCUUGUAGUCCUGAGGACCACCUGCUCAGUGGUGACGCCUGUCACAGUAACAUGAGCCCUCUCACCCAAGUCAUUAAUCAAAAACACCACACAGGUUUGUCUACAGACAAUCUGAUGGAGGCAUUCUCUUAGUUGAAUUUUGUAGUGACAAUUGUGGAAUUCCUGUUUCUUUUAAAAAUAAAGAAAUAUAAGAAUAUGUUUUUAUUUUAAUCCCAGGUGUGAGAUAUUCGGCUGCUUCGGACUGUCCACAGCAGCGUUGGUAAUCUAGCAGCGGAGUGAUUUCUGCCAGCUGCAGAUACUUUCCGUUGAGGUUUGAUCUGGAUGCUAAUUCUGUAGCAGAAGGUCUGGGCUGAUGAGUGUGUUUACGAGCUUUUGCGGUGCAAACUUGUUCUUUGGCUUAAAACUAUUGGUUAAAUAAAAUUGACUACAGCCAAUCACUGGAGGGAUUCGAGGUGGGUGGGUUUGGAGUGAGCUGUUUGGAGGAGGAGAGACCAGGGGAGAAGGAGGAAGGAGGAGGGGGAGAGAGGAGGCCUCCAUGAGAGGAGAUGGACCCUGAGCACAGGGCCAGGAGAAACAGCAAGUACCUGGGGAGGUAGCCAGGCCUGCAGUCAGAGGGGUAGAUUAGGGGCGACCCCAGUAAUUGUUAAAGCCAGGUAAAAUAACCAUAAUCUGAGCUUCAUUUAUUUGUAAGCUACUUGGGGAUAAGCUGAAAUUAGUUCUACUGUAGGAUGUUUGGAAUUCUGGGGACUUUUCAGAGGGUAGAUAAAUGCCCACGGGUUGUUGAAUCACCGUGUGCAAAGAAGAAAGGAGAAAUCAGAUAUCCUGACAGCAAAGAUCAAACUUACCCAAGAACUCGCCCUCAGUCAGCAGGAAGUAGUCUCCUUUCCUCCCCUUUCUUCUCUAGUGUUAGGGCGUUAAAAGGUGGGAACAUGGUGGAGAAGAGUGGAAGAAAAAAGACACACAAAGUAGCAAAUGACUAACUACAAAGUUCCUCUUCUCAGGUAAGUCAAGCUUGUGUCAAGUUGACAAAAGCAAAACCAACCAACCAGGACAAUCACACUCACAGAAUAUUUAUAAUCAUGAGUGGGGUGGUAGUGGCACAGGACUUUAAUCCUAGCACGCAGGAGGCAGAGGCAGGCAGGUACCUCUCUGUGAGUUCAAGACCAGCCAGGUCUACAAAACGAGUAGCUACACAGAGAAACCUUGUCUCAAAAAACAAAACAAAAAAAACCAUUAUAAUCCUGGGUAUUUUUGGAGGUGUGGAGCAGGUGGACACGUGGAUGGACCGCCAGCAGGGGUGUCAAUGAUGUGUAGAGAGGCAAGUGUCUGGGGUACAUCAGUAUGAACAGCAAUCGUGGUGGAUGCCUGUAAUCCAAGAGCUUGGGAGGAAGCAGGAAGACCAAUUCAAGGACAGGCAGGAGAGAAUAAUUUGGAAACAGCAUAGGGAAAAUAUCAUCAGGAUUAAUGCUAAGAAAGAUGCCUGCGCUGGCUGGAGAGAUGGCUCAGUGGGUAAAGAGCACUGGCUGCUCCACCAGAGGACCUGAGUUCAAAUUCCAGCAACCAUGUGGUGGCUCACAACCAUCUGUAAUGAGAUCCGAUGCCCUCUUCUGGUGUGGCUGAAGACAGCUACAGUGGACUUAUAUAUAAUAAAUAGAUCUUUAAAAAAAAAAGAAAAGAAAAAUGCCUGCAAAGACAGAAGCGUGGAAAAUAGUUGCCUCUUGAGAGCGAUAUGGAGGAAGGAAGAUGGAGGGCAGAGAGAGGGGUAUGGAGUGGGGGCUGGCUUUCUAAAUCGGGGGCUAUAAUGAGACAGUGUACAUUGAAGGACUCAAUUCCCGCUCCCCACAUACUCAAGGCAUGCUGGACAUCUGCAUAUAUGUUUGCCCAGCCUUACCUGUCUGAAAUGUCAAAAGGAGCUGACAUGAUUUUGUCCCAAGGUAGCAUUUUUAGAAUGGACCACCUUACUGAUUCUUCAUGUGGCCAGCAGAGGGCGUGGCGUGCCAGAGGAGCCAAGCUCCGCUCUGCGGCUGACCCUGUUCUGGCUUGGCCAGCUGUCAAUUCGGCUUGUAAAAGAGACUCACUCAGAAUGUGUGGAACUUCUACUUCUGAGAAAGAACCGGGCUGGGUCAGCAGGGGACCUGCUCUCUGGUGUGGAGGGGUUUAUCAGUCCUGUCAGUUUUAGGCCUUGGCCGUGCCCCACUGUGAACCCCAUCUACUUAAUUCAACAUCUCUCAGCUGGGCUGGAGAGAUGGCUCAAUGGUUAAGAGCACUGACUGCUCUUCCAGAGGUCCUGAGUUCAAUUCCCAGCAACCACGUGGUGGCUCACAACCAUCUGUAAUGGUAUCCGAUUCCCUCUUCUGGUGUGUCUGAAGACAGCUACAGUGUACUCACACACAUAAAAUAAAUAAAUAAAUCUCAGCCAAGAUUCUCACCUCAGGGAGGUUAGACAGAGGAUCCCAAGACCUCUGUUGGCUUUUUUUUUCUCUUGCUUCUGCAUUGCAGGGCCUCAGCUACUGGUUUGGGUGAGCCAAUGACUGCUGCAAAGGGCCCAUGUGGGGUCAGCUCCUACCUAUAUUCAGAAGUUUAUUUCUGCAGGGUUGCAGGUACAGGCUGGCCUUGAACUCGCCAUGUUGCCGAAGAUGGCCUUAAACUUCUGAUCUUCCUGCCUUCACCUUGCCAAGGGUCUGGGACUGCAGGUAUGCGCCGCCAUGCUUUGUGUAAGUGGUACACCCAAGUAUGUAACAGGCAGGCUCUCUGCAUUGCCACAGCUCCAAAUAACUUUGUAAAAAUAAGCUUGAGAUUAUCAGUAAACGCUUAUAUACCUAUUUUUUAUAUUGAAAAGCCCAGGUCAUGUAAAAUUUUCUUGGGCUUUCAAAGAGAUCAUUGAACGGAAAAUUUAGGAAGCCCCACACUCAACUUCCACGGGCUAGUGCUGUCCCCACAGCUAUGAGCAUUAUAGCUGGGCUGGCAAGUAUUGUCUGGCUGAGGACUAUGAAUGUCUUCCCAGGGCAUGUGGACGUAUGCUGUGUGCUGAACCCUCGUUGGAGGUGCGGUUGGCUCCAGGUCAGGUGCAGAAGGCGAGUUGUGAGGGUGAACUCACCAGUGGUGGCUACACAGAUGCACACGGGGAAAUAAAGUCAGCAUAAAGUUGCAAAGCGUACUGCACCUCCUGCACCGGCUUGCUUAGAAAUUUAUAUUUGGGUGUCGACCAUGUUAACAGAGGUUGGGGUGACUCGUGGGUGGAGAAUCUGUUCAAGGCACUGCAGUCCACUGUGGGGCUGGUUUUCUGCUCUGUGUAGCAAGGAUCCGCGGACCACAUCCCCAUGUCUCACUUUAUUGAAGGCUCAUGGACUCGUCAGGCAGCUCUCAUCUAUGUGAUAAGGCCAGGACUUGCGUGUGUGUGUGUGUGUGUGUGUGUGUGUGUGUGUGUGUGUGUGUGUUAGGGUUUUACUGCUGUGAACAGACACCGUGACAAGGCAAGUCUUAUAAAGGACAACAUUUAAUUGGGGCUGGCUUACAGGCCAGAGGUUCAGUCCCUUAUCAUCAAGGCAGGAACAAGGCAGCAUCCAGGCCAAGUGUGGUAAUGGUGCAGGAGGAUCUGAGAGUUCUACAUCUUCAUCUGACUUGCUUCCAGGCAGCUAGGCUGGGGGUCUUAAGCCUACGCCCAUAGUGACUCACCUACUCUAACAAGACCACACCUAGUAGGGCCACUCCCUGGGCCAAGCAUAUGCAAACCAUCACAUUCCACUCCCUGGCCCCCAAAGGCUUGGUCAAACAUUUGAAUCUAUGUGGGCUACACCUAAAGACAGCAUAAUGCUAACGGAGUAGAAGCAGCCCAGGAGAAAGAAGUUUGUUGCAGUCAAUUGAAAAAGGAGCUGGAGAUCUGAAGUCCGCUUUGACGUCAGACAUGGAGAUGCAGAGUUUGGGGUUUAUCCAACUGGUUUCCUGUCUUGUUUGGGGAUUACAGUAAAGUGACUGGAUGAAUCUCAGAAGAGACUUUGAACUUUUAACAUUGUUGAGAGUGCUACAGACUGACUAUGGGAACUUUUGAAGUUGGAUUAAAUGUAUUUUGCAUUAUUUUAUGUUUAGGUGUGGCCCCCAUAGACUCAUAGGUUUGAACAGACUUUGGGGGUGGGGAGUAGAAUGUGAUUGUAUGUGCUUGGCCCAGGGAGUGGCACUAUUUGAAGGCGUGGCCUUGUUGGGGUGGGUGUGGUCUUGCUGAAGGACUUGUGUCACUGAGGUUUGGGCUUUAAGACCCUUGUCCUAUCUGCCUACAAGCCAGUCUUCUGUCUGCCUUCAGAAAAAGAUGUAGAACUCUCAGCUCCUCCAGCGCCAUGCCUGCCUGCAUGCUGCCGUGCUCCUACCUUGAUAAUGGACUGAACCUCUGCACGCCCGUCAUGCAGGCAGACACGUUGCUGGAGAAGGAGCUGAGAGUUCUACAACUUGAUGCGUAAGCAGCAGGAGACUGUGAGCAGCCAGCCACACUAGAGGAUGCUUGAGCAACUCCCACAGUGGUGCACUUCCUCCAACAAGGCCACACCUACUCCAACAAGGCCACACCUACUCCAACAAGGCCACACCUACUCCAACAAGGCCACACCUACUCCAACAAGGCCACACCUACUCCUCCAAGGCCACACCCACUCCAACAAGGCCACACCUACUCCUCCAAGGCCACACCUUCUAACAGCCACCACUCUCCGCGGGCAUCGAAAUGCAUGAGUCUAUAGGGGUCAUACCUACUCAAACCACCACAGAGCCCCAAUGGAUGCCAUAAUGUACCAGGCUUCAUCAGGGUGAGCCAGUGUGUUCCUAGCUUGAUUUCUCCCUCUCCUGUGCUCACGGCUUGAGGUGUCUUCCUCAGUAGGAUUUUAUCACUAGGGGCAAUAGACUUUAUCAUUUUGGGGACCUCUGGUCUUGGGGAUCAGCAGCUGUAGAGGUACUAACACUAUACUGUCUAGGUCCACUGCUGGGGAGAGACCCCACUACCUGCACCAGCUGCUCGUUUUAGCAGAGCAAUGCCAGGUGCAGCCUCCUGCAUGGGAGGUACCACCUUAGUUGACCCUUGUCAUUCACUCUCGAGGAGCCUUAGCUUUCAUAUGGGUCAUACCAGCUGUUGAAAGGGCUCUAGGGGCUGGAGAGAUGGCUCAGUGGUUAAGAGCACUGACUGCUCUUCCAGAGGUCCUGAGUUCAAAUCCCAGCAACCACAUGGUGGCUCACAACCAUCUGUAAUAGGAUCCGAUGCCCUCUUCUGGUGUGUCUGAGGACAGCUACAGUGUACUUACAUAUAAUAAAUAAAUAAAUCUUUAAAAAAAGGGGGGGGGGCUCUGGUCAGGGUAGUUCACCUCUGCCCUUUCCAGGUCCCGGCUGGUUUCUGUAGUUCCAUCCUGACCCUUAGGAAGCCCCUACUGUUGAAUAGUCUUGCCACCAUUUGGGCAAUGGGUAACUUUACAGCUCCCACCUCCCCCUGCCCCAUGUUUACCAUUUCAGACAUCAGCCGGAACUCCAGGCAGCAGUCUGUAGGGUGUCCUAGUAAAGCAUCCACCCCAAGAAUGUGCCUUUGAAGGGGAGAGGUGACACAUUAUGUAUCCUUGAGGGGAGAUGAUUGCCCACCCUCAAAAGCGAGUUUAUACCCCUCCAUCUCUAUGGCUUUACCCUCCGUACCCAUCCCACCAUUCAACAACCUCGGUGCUUUGGGAAGUAACUGAAAUCACUCUGCGUCCUGCUCCGGUAUUCUGUGCAAUGGGACCCAUGUAAUCUGCAUAUUUAUUGACGAAUGAUCAAUAAGUCAUCAAUUCAACAUGGCACCUCCUGUCACCCUGUGUGGCCCUCAUGUGUGAGCUCAAUCUUGGCCAUCCCUACAGAGGAGUGACUGGGAAGACUCCCAUCCAAGGGACACUCUUUAUCAGUGUGGGGUACAGGCAGAUUGACUGCACCUCCUGGUCACUUUUUCCCUUGGCUUUCCACAUGUUAACCAGCCAACCCAGAGUUUGGUUGUCUGUGAAUUUUGUCCCUAGAGAUUCCUGUGUGGCACAAAUCCAGCUAUACCUGUGUUCAGGAGACACAGAAAGACCCUUCUGCCUGCCUCCCUCCUCUCUCACUUGUUCUACCUGCUUUAGCACCUUGAAGAACCAGGGUAUAUGCUGAGGUCCAAGUCGUUUAGGUAGGUCAAUGUCUCUCCUGGUUCAUAUAGGUCUGUGGUGGUUUGAAUAUGCAUGGCCCAGGGAGUGGUACUAUUUGGAGGUGUGGCCUUGUUGGAAUAGGUGUGGCCUUGUUGGAGUGGGUGUGUCACUAUGAGGGUGGGCUUUGAGAGCUUCCUCCUAGCUGCCUGAGGACACCAGUCUUCUCCUGUCUGCCUUCACAGUUCUUUUUUUUUUUUUUUUUUGGUUCUUUUUUCCGGAGCUGGGGACCGAACCCAGGGCCUUGCGCUUCCUAGGUAAGCGCUCUACCACUGAGCUAAAUCCCCAACCCCUCCUGUCUGCCUUCAAAACAAGAUGUAGAACUCUCAGCUCCUCCUGCACCAUGCCUGCCUGGAUGCUGCCAUGUUCCUGCCUUGAUGAUAAUGGACUGAACCUCUGAACCUGUAAGCCAGCCCCAAUGAAAUGUUGUCCUUAUAAGAGUUGUCUUGGGGCUGGAGAGAUGGCUCAGCGGUUAAGAGCGCCCGACUGCUCUUCCAGAGGUCAUGAGUUCAAUUCCCAGCAACCACAUGGUGGCUCACAACCAUCUGUAAAGAGAUCUGAUGCCCUCUUCUGGUGUAUCUGAAGACAGCUACAGUGUACUUAUAUAUAAUAAAUAAAUAAAUCUUUAAAAAAAAAAAAAAAAAAAAAAGAGUUGUCUUGGUCAUGGUGCCCAUUCACAGUGGUAAAACCCUAACUUAGACUAGGUUCCCACCUAUCAUGAGGCUCAGCCUUGCCGAAUCCUUCCCUUAGGUCUCCCAUAAAGUCUCAAUGGGCUUGUGAAUUGGGCAUCCAACACCACCUCCCACACGCCCGAUUAUCUUAUCUUCUGUUUUCUGGUCCCUGAUAUUCAGGGAGACCUUGGCUAUAGAUAGACAACCAGGUAUCCUCAGCCUCUCCUCAGCGCCAUGUCCCCAGGGACUGACCCCUCUCACUGCCGCACUGCUCUGGGCUGUGAUGCCUUUGUCUCAAGGAAGGAUGGGCCUUGCCCAGUUUCUUCUCUUCUGCAGCACUCAGGCCGAUGCUGUCUGAGCCCCGUGUCCUAAGCCUCACCAGUCAGGUGGCAGAGGAGCCCUGCGUUGUUGCUCAUUCUAAAUGUUCCCUAGUUCCACUAGUUCUGUUGUUCAGCAUUCCGAUUACAUAGUCUUCUACACUGACCGUUGUUAAGGCCUCUGUCUGCAAUCUGAGACAUCGGUUUUCCCUUUAUGUUACAGGCUGGACCCGAGGAGUGUCCUGUCACCUUUAGGUUCCUUCCCCAUAGGUUCUGUUUUCGGGGUCUCAGGAGGGGUUCUGUAUUACCAUCGAAUAGGGGCGCUCUUCCCUUCUGGCCCCCUAGCCAUAAAAAGCAACAGGCCAACAUCUCCAGUUAUUCUCUCUCAUCUGGUUCUCCUGCUAAGUCUCAGGCCAAUACAGAAGGCCAGCCUCAUCCCUGUCUCCCUUCCAGCUGCCUCUGCCUUUGUUUCUGAUAUCCCCAUCCUUGAUGCAUCCCCUCCAGGGCUUGUAACAUCCGUUCUCAGAGCAUCUCUACUCCCUAGGCAAAUCCCACCGUCAAGCAGGUCUGCUGCUCCUCCCACCCCGCAAGGCUGCCUGCCAUUCAGGGAUUUUCUCCACAGACAUGUCCAUCACUUACGGCUUCCCCUGAGUUUGGUAUCUCAUUACCUCCAUUCCUCUGUCGCUCUUCCACAAACGCUAUACAGAUAAACCAGUUCAAACCACCAGGCCAAAGCUUUCUGUGUAAACAACCUGUCCCCUCCCCAUGCAACCUUACUUUAUUAGUUUGUGUCCUGUCUCCGUAUCAUGGGUGACAUCAUCGCUCUUCCAAAGCUCCCACUUGUGCUGCUAAAAUUCCUUCCCGGGAGGAGAGGUAACAUCACCUCCGAGGGUCCCAAGGACAAACCCAGGCACAAUUCCACCAAAGUUCACUCCAGAGGGCCAGCGAGUUUGUUGGUCCUCUCUACAGAGCAGGGGUCAGGGAUCCGGGUUAUUUGCUGCAGCGUGGGUACCUGCUUCUCCACCCGCAAAAGGUGGAAUGCAAAGUCUUCCUGCAGUCAGGAGAGUGGCUUCCUCAGAGCCACUAGAUGGAGUCCGCCCUGCCCCUCCCCUCAGCCUAGCCCCUUCUCUCAGGGUCACUGGGGCUGGCUCAUCUGUGGGACUCAGCUUGGAGCUGCAGUCUAAUCUGGCCACUGGGGAUUUGACCCACUCUCCAGGUUCCUCUCUGGGCUCUUUGCCGUCCGUCCAUCUGUCUGUCUGUCUGUCUGUCAGGUAGAAAGUUGCUCUGCUCCCUAGCAGGAAACCCUGCCAGCCAGAUAAACAGAGCAUUCUUCCCACCUAAGCUGGAGAGGAGACAGGGAUCCCUGCUUCCUCCUCCGGGGGCCCCCUGCUGGAGAGGCCUAGGCUGCGGAUAUUGGAACAGGUUGACACUGAUAUCCCGGCUCUGCAGAGGAAUCGGAACUGAGGAGCUGGGGAGAAGUUGCUGGGGCUGCGUGUGUCUGUGUGAGGUGCACACGCGCAUAUGUGUGAUGCUGCAGUCGGUCGGCAGGACAUGAAGCCGUCUUCCUUCCACGGAAUGAUUGAGGCUUGGGAAUUCUCUCUCUCUCUCUCUCUCUCUCUCUCUCUCUCUCUCUCUCUCUCUCUCUGUCUCUCCCUCCCUCCCUCCCUCCUCCCCCCUCCCUCCUUAUAUCCCCCUCCUUCCACUCAUUCUCUGCUUCCCUCCUUUCCUUCUCCUUCCUUUCUCUUAUCCCCUGCCCCCAACCUGGCCGGACCUGGAAAGAGGAAACUCAUUGAGUCUUCACCAGGUUGGUGCCUGCUCUACCGGGAUCCCUAACAAAUCCUUUGUAGCCGUCCCCAGGAAGCUGCUACUCCGUGGUUCUCAGAACACACACCCGUCUCCUCCUUGUGAUUCAUCUGAGUCCCUGUGUCUUGAACCUCAGACCCUCGCAUUCCUGAGCAGGAGACCCAGAGUCCACAAGGCUCAGAGCCUGGUACUGCUGCUCCGGGCUUCAGGGGUGUCAGCUGAGUCCUCCCACCUUCAGCCGUGGACUGGGACCACAUUGUAGUAUCAUCGGACUGCUGCGGCAGCUGGUGUCCCGAGAACCAUCCAUCUUCCUGUGCUGACAGCUGCUGCAUUUCCUCCUCCAGCCCUGACUCUAUACAGCCCUCCUCAAUGCCUGCCAUUCUGCACCCCAAUGGAGGGUAAUCCGUGCUUUAAACCACAGCCUCUCAAAUACUCAUCCCUACACUGGCUCCUUUCUUGGUCUUCCUAUCUGAGCCCUGAUGGCUUCUCCAGCUGCUCUUCCAGAGACCUGGGUUCAAUUCCCAGCACCUAUAUGACAACUUACAGAUUGGUGGCUGUAACUCCAAUCCGGGGGAUGCAAUGCCAUCUUCUGGCCUCCAGAGGCACUACAUACACACAUGAUACACAGAAUAUACACACGUGUAUAUUUAGGUAAAGUGCCUGUGCACAUAAAAAAAAAUAAAAAGGAAAAAAAUUAAAUCAGAAGGAACAGGCACCGGUCACUUACCAAGGUCAAGGCCUACAGGGCACCACAGAAAACACCAGCAAGAUGGAUGGCCCCAGUAAUGUCUCGCUCAUUCACGGUGACACCACGCUGGGCCUGCCAGAGUACAAGGUGGUCUCAGUCUUCCUAGUGCUCCUGGUGUGCACCCUGGGCAUCGUGGGCAAUGCCAUGGUGAUUCUGGUGGUGCUGACCUCACGUGACAUGCACACACCCACCAACUGCUACCUGGUCAGCCUGGCCCUCGCUGACCUCCUCGUGCUGCUGGCUGCGGGUCUGCCCAAUGUCUCUGACAGCCUAGUGGGGCACUGGAUCUAUGGACGUGCUGGCUGCUUGGGCAUCACCUACUUCCAGUACCUGGGCAUCAAUGUCUCCUCCUUCUCCAUCCUGGCCUUCACUGUGGAGAGGUAUAUAGCCAUUUGCCACCCACUGAGAGCACAGACCGUGUGCACUGUGGCCCGGGCCAAACGGAUCAUCGCAGGCAUCUGGGGGGUCACGUCCCUCUAUUGCCUACUCUGGUUCUUCCUGGUGGAUCUCAAUGUCCGUGACAACCAGCGCCUUGAAUGUGGCUACAAAGUGCCCCGAGGACUCUACCUGCCCAUCUACCUGCUGGACUUCGCUGUCUUUUUCAUCGGACCCUUGCUGGUGACCCUCGUGCUCUAUGGGCUCAUCGGGAGGAUUUUAUUUCAGAGCCCGUUGUCCCAGGAAGCCUGGCAGAAGGAGAGGCAGCCCCAUGGGCAGAGCGAGGCUGCACCAGGCAACUGCUCCAGGGCCAAGAGCUCCAGGAAGCAGGCCACCAGGAUGCUGGCCGUGGUUGUGUUGCUUUUUGCCGUGCUGUGGACCCCUUACCGCACACUGGUACUGCUCAACUCCUUUGUGGCCCAGCCUUUCCUGGACCCCUGGGUCCUGCUGUUCUGCCGCACCUGUGUCUACACCAACAGCGCUGUCAACCCUGUCGUCUACAGCCUGAUGUCACAGAAGUUCCGGGCGGCCUUCCUGAAACUGUGCUGGUGCAGGGCAGCUGGGCCACAGCGGAGGGCAGCACGCGUCCUCACCAGUAACUACAGUGCCGCCCAGGAGACCUCAGAAGGAACUGAGAAGAUGUAGCUGGGCUCCAGUGAGGUCUCAGGUCCCACGGCAGCAGGUCCCCUGGGCUGUCAGCAUGAGCCCUACUUCAGUGUGCUCUGAGGACUCCCGCCUGGCCCCUGACCCCGCUUGAGGCUUGGUUGGCAUUUGGGAGGCAUCAGGAGAGGGGCAGGCAGCUCCUUGCUUAUGGGUUUCCAGAGGUUCCUUUACCAUGGAGGAAGGCGCUGGAAUGUUCUCAGCUGCACCCUGCGUGGGUAAUUCUCCUCUCUGCAGAGAGGAAGCUGGAGGCCCAGCCUUCAGCGCCUGUGGGAUCAAAUCCCCUCAUCCGUGUUCACUCAGUGCUUUAAGCACCUUUCACGGGUGUCACCUAAUGUCCUUCCAUGCUGCCAUCGCAUCUGUCCCUCGCUGAGUCCGUGCACACAGGGACCCUGGACCCUGGGGUUUACAUAGAACGGGUGUCCAGCCAGUCACGUCGCACUCUGGGCUGCUCCAUGAGGUUCAUCUCCAGCCUCAGCACCCCUUCCAGUCCUCCAUCACAGUGGGCAGCCCUGCAAGAGACUCUGCCAAGUGAGCUCAACCACUGUGCAUGUUCCUGAAGGAGAUCACUAUUUGUCUUUCCGAUGGCCAUCAGGCGGCCACCUCUACCUCCUCGACCCCAAAUGUGCAGGCCUGGCUCUCUGAACCCACUUUGCCAGCUGCUGCCCUGCAUACCACGUCUACUGGAGGCGCGCUGCGGACUCAGAGACGAGGCGGCAGGAAAAGCCUUUGCUGAGGGACAGCCCAGUCGCUGGCUGAGCCUGAGGACAGCAGGCCUCUGGGUCCCACCCUGCAAAUGUGGUCAGUGAUCCUAUCUCGGUCCUGAGACCUCAAGGUGGAGGGACUCAGUCGCGAGGAUGUUCCAACAAGCAGGGCUGUUUGCUCUGUGACGGGAGACCUCAGGAAGGCAGGAAUUGGGGGGAUGGAUGCUUUGGGGUGUGUGGUCGGCCUGGGUGACUCAGCCUACUCAAGCUGUUUCUGGCUUCCUGGCUGGAUGUGGUCCUAGUGACUCAUCCCUGCUCUGGGGAGCUCAGGUGCUCCAAAAUAGAUGUGGCUUUUUAGGGGCUCUGGUUACUGAGUCUUGGCUGGUGGGUAUUUCGAACUUUGGCAGGAAAGCUCACACAAAGGUGGGGGUGUGCCCAGGGCAGCUGAACUCUAUGUCUGGCCUCCCAUGUCAUUCCCUCCAGCCUGAGUGGCAUACACUCUAGAAGCUCACACACCAGGCUCGCUGAUGUAGCCAGACAGACAUGACCCUCAGAUCUGUCCUGUCUCCUGCACCAUUGUCUGGGAUCAGAGCUUAUGUCCACCGGGAAGUAGUGUUGGGGGAGCACAAAUGUGGGGGACAAACAUGGUAUGGCAGGAUAGGGACAGCCAUGGUCUCCCAUGCUGUCCCGCCUGCCUGUGUGAGCUGCUAUGGCUGUGGCCUGGACAAAUCCACCAUUCUUGUUCAUGGGUCUCCUGAUGUCAGACGUGCCAAAUGUUUUCCUGUCCUAUCUCGCUUUCCCUUGAAGCACAGCAUUGUCACCAACGCGGCUGUGUCACAUCUGUUGGAGGUCUAUAGCAGCUAUCACCUUGUGUCACUUAUGUGACAGGCUCACACUGGCCCGCGCUUUAGCUAAGCUAGUCCAUGAUGCUUACAGCCAAGGGAUGGAACCCACAGGUAUGGCCGAUGCCCGCUGACUCAGCUCUAUACGCAUCCCCCUGCGCCUCCCAGUGGCACUUGAUCCCUGCGUCUGGCCCUCCCUGAAUCCUCCUCUCUCUCCUAGUGUCACAGCGAGAGUUGGGUCCUCCGUUCUUCUACCGCCUCAGGAAAGAGUUCCAGCAGCCCAUGGACAGCAGCAAAAGCUAAACUGAGCUGGACCCCCAGGCCCAGAGAAUGUUCACUUAAAGAAUGGAGCUCUACCAGAACAGGGGUCACCGAGAGGUCACCCAGUGUAGAGCUGGAAGGUGGCUUUCACUGCCCCAAACUCUCCCCUCCUGACCCCAAGGUGGAUUUUGGAGUCUGAUGACUUCAAAAAUGUUAUAACUAGGGGCUGGGGAUUUAGCUCAGUGGUAGAGCGCUUACCUAGGAAGCGCAAGGCCCUGGGUUCGGUCCCCAGCUCCGAAAAAAAGAACCAAAAAAAAAAAAUGUUAUAACUUGCUGUGCAGUGCACAUGUCUCUGCCUAGAAGUUACCUGCGAAGUCCAUCAGGGUCAGAAUGGCAGCGCUAAUCUGCAUGGUUCAUUGAGCUUUCACUCACAGGAGCUGGGCUCUGGCUUGCUGGAUCUGGUUCUUGUUCCUUGUGUGCACCAGGGAGCAGCAUCCUAACCCAUGCUGCUGUAAGCACGAAAUGCUACAUCCCCUGCAUCCUGCAUUUUAACUCCUCCCUGUCCCACUCAUGUCUGACUAAGUGCAUAAUCAGUAAUGUCACUGUGCACGGGCAAGGGACAGAAUUCUGCUCGCCCCCAAGUAUGGGCAGAGACAUGGGCCAUCAGUCUGUAGAUGUCUGAAGAGGAGGAAGGAGGUGACUGCUCAACUGGUCAGCCCCAGAAAGCAGCUGUCUGCAGACCCUCAGCUCUGUGAGAGCUCCUCACAGUGCACAAGACAGCUCCUGGGACACUGGGACAGAAACCUUUGUCAAAUGUAGAACCUGAAACACCCCAUCAUGACACACAGACUCUCCGGUGAUUUUGCCCCUCGUUGCUACACGCCUGGUAGGCUCACUUUUCUUGGGUGACCUUGGGUCUUGUAGGGCCCAGUCAGGUUGUGGCUAGGUUGAGCUCUCGAGGUCAGAACUGCGCCAUCUUCUGAGACAACCUUAUUGGAAAGCUGUUGCCUGUCCUAGCUUCUCUUUUUAGACCAUGAGGUCAGCGGCCAAUCCCAAUCUUGGCUUGGAAUGCUCUGUUUGGUAAAGUUGCUGGUUGGUUGGCGAAUGCUCUCUAGGCAGAUGGCGUCCUAGUAUUGUGGAGUUUCUCCUCUGAGCAGUGGCCUUAGGAUCUGGUGUGGGAUGAGGCAGGCCAGUAGCCCCCACGGGGCAUGGGUCUGGUAAAGGUGACUGACAUUCAGCCACCUCUGGAUGCAUUCAUUCAUUCAUUAAUUCUUGUCAGUUGGAAAGGGGCAAGGACCUUCUGUUUUCUUACUGAUUUUAUUCUAGACAGCCUGGUAUAUUAUACUCUUCCUGUGCUGUCUUAAUUUCUUUCUUUUUUUAAAAAUUUAUUUAUUUAUUAUAUAUAAGUACACUGUAGCUGUCUUCAGACACACCAGAAGAGGGCAUCAGAUCUCUUUACAGAUGGUUGUGAGCCACCAUGUGGUUGUUGGGAAUUGAACUCAGGACCUCUGGAAGAGCAGUCAGUGCUCUUAACCACUGAGCCAUCUCUCCAGCCCCUCUUUCGUUUUUAAUAUGUUAUGUGUAUACGAGGUUAGGGUUGUGCUCAUGACUUCAGUGCCCUCAGAGACCAGAAUAGGGUGUCGGAUCACCUGGAGCUGAAGUUACAAGUGGUGGUGAGCCACCCAGUGUGGGGGCUGAGAACUGAACUCAGGUCCUCUGCAUAAGUAGCAGCAAGUGCUCUUUUUUUUUUUUUUUUUUUGGUUCUUUUUUUCGGAGCUGGGGACCGAACCCAGGGCCUUGCGCUUCCUAGGUAAGCGCUCUACCACUGAGCUAAAUCCCCAGCCCCGCAGCAAGUGCUCUUAAUGGCGGCCCAGCCACUUCUCCAGCCCUCUGUGCCUGCUUUGUGAAUCUUUCUUUCUUUCUUUCUUUCUUUCUUUCUUUCUUUCUUUCUUUCUUUCUUUCUUUUUUUAAAAGGCAGGGUCUUGCUAUUUUGACCAGGCUGACCUUGAACUCUAGAGUCUCCUGUUUACAGCUCCCGUGCUGAGAUUGUAGUCACGCAUGACUAUGCUGAGGGCAUUUCUCAAGGACUUAGGCGCUGCUCUUUGGAUGGGCGAUCGAAUGCUAGGGUUCUGUCUGUCUGUCUCACAGUGUCUGGCAGGGUGUGGGGAGGAGGGCUCAUGUCAAGGAACAGAGGCACAGGAAAUACGAAAGCUCAGAAUGACUGGCCAGGCGGCCAUCUCUGCUCCAGUUGGCUGCCUCUGGGGAUGGGGAUAGGAAGCAGGAAGCACUCAUAAAGCAUUGCUAGGCUACUUUGGGGAAGGUGGUAGAUAAAGGGGACCAAGGAAGGGUGGCCCAGGAGGAAGCACAGGGCAGAUGCCUCACAGAGGACACUCCGCUGCCCCGCCCCAGGCAGUGCUGUCUGGUUUGACUGAGACCAACUGGAGCAGAAGACAAAGCAGCUGCUGCACUGGGGGAGGGGGUGAUUUGAUUUGGGGGAGGCACGGAAGGACCAGAAGUGAGCAUAAGGUACAACAUUAUGGGGACUGUGGCACCCGACUUGGUCCAGCUGUGACGUUUGUCCUCCACAUCCUGCACGGCCUUUGCCGUGAGCUCCAUCCUGUGGCAGAGAAGAGCCGAAUGACUUAAGUGGUGGGGACCCUCACGUGGCAAGGGGUCGAGUGGGACCCAGGUAGGUGGUGGGGGCACACGGAGAAUCCACAGUAGACACCGCAGGACUGAGGUCCUCGAAGCACACCGAGUGCUAAGAAGGGACAGAGUGUGCAGAUGUGAUAAGCUCGGAUCAGAGGCUGUGCUGGAUGCCACUGGGAUGGUGGCUGCUUAGGAAGCGAGAGACACUUGAUGUAUGUCCCCUAAGAGGCUUGUGAGUGGCACGGACGCAUGAGGAAUUGAGGCUCAGCUCCCCCUCAAAGACUAUAGAAAGCUGGGCUCACAUAGGUCAUGCCCACCGAGGACACCGGCUGCAUCAAAUGUUGGCAGAUCAAAACUCUUAUUUUUUUUUCUUCUUCUUUUUUUUCGGAGCUGGGGACCGAACCCAGGGCCUUGCGUUUACUAGGCAAGUGCUCUACCGCUGAGCUAAAUCUCCAACCCCAUUUUUUUUUUUUCUGCUGGGAAACGCAGGUCCCAGGAGGAGAGAUUUGCUUGACAUGCUUAGUAAUGCUGUCCUGGCUCCCGUGGCCUGAUGCUUGCAAGAGUGAUGGUCCAUCGUGCUCCAUCAUGACCAGAUCCCGGGAACCUUGGGGCACAGAGAGUCAUCUGCUAGUCAAGUUGGAACUGCGUCUGCACAGUACCAAUACGUCUCAUAGUUUCUGUAAGUCAUCAGGGUUCUUGGUCUCUCUAGAUGGUUACAGGAAAGAUUGCAAAUCCUGGGUUGGCCCCAGAGGGAUGCAGAGGGCAAGGUGGGAGGAGCCCAGGGGUCCAGCCACAGGACUCACUGUGUGGUGAAUUUCUAGGUUAAGUGAAGAAGAACCAGAAUCCAGACUGAGUCCGAGUUGUGAGUCCUGCUGUCUAGAUUCAGCACUGAAAAAGCCGCUUUGGGAGUGAGGCAGUGACCAGGGGACCCACUUUAAAAUAAUGAGGGGAUGAGAGGAGUUGGUAGGCGGGAUCCCCUACGUGGGGAGGGAGAACCAGGAGUGUGGAGGAAGACAGGAGUGCUCUCUCUCAAAGCCACCAGGGCUUCAGUGCCACAAAAGGGACAGGGUUGGCACGCAAGGGCCCUCGGUCCUCACCUGUGCUCACACCAGCCGCUCCAGGCUCCAGCUGGCUGACACAUUGCUUUCUGUCUCUCUCAAGGCCUCCCUAAACAUCUCCCGCAGCCCAGAUAAAGAACAAAAGAGAGCACUUCUCAUGGGGUCCCGCAGGUCCCCAUCUGCAUCCACCCCAGGCUCCAGCCUGCAGUCUCCACCCUGCAGGGCUGCACUGGCUCUGCUGGCCCACCCUCCCCCUAAGCUAAGCUUCUGGGCUCCUCACAGCCAUCCAUUCCGCAUGCACAUAAAUUAUCUUUUAAUUGAAAGGUUAUAAGCGCUUUCAUCUUGCUUAUUGUAGCUGGGGUGAUGUAUAUUUGCACAGCUUUAUUGAAUAAAUGAAUGUCCUUGCCUCCCAAA
This is a messenger RNA of Rattus norvegicus (Norway rat), 19041 nucleotides long. NCBI's taxonomy places the organism in Eukaryota, Metazoa, Chordata, Mammalia, Rodentia, Muridae. The record is from RefSeq and is a predicted model, not a curated record.